Messenger RNA from Lotus japonicus, 2319 nucleotides. RefSeq names its product scarecrow-like protein 21. Gene Ontology annotation, cellular component: nucleus. The transcript has 2 exons. The coding region runs from base 304 to 2055 and encodes 583 amino acids. The record is from RefSeq and is a predicted model, not a curated record. Lineage: Eukaryota; Viridiplantae; Streptophyta; Magnoliopsida; Fabales; Fabaceae. Gene Ontology annotation, biological process: regulation of DNA-templated transcription. Gene Ontology annotation, molecular function: DNA-binding transcription factor activity; sequence-specific DNA binding.
UAUUCCUCUAUAUAUACCCCUGCAACAUAAGCAUCCUUUUCUUCAAGUAACCCAAACCGAGAGAGAGAAAAUCAAAAACGAAAACAAUAUAAAACUCGAAGCCGCAAAAAUUCAUUCGCACACAGCGUAGUAUAAAGAAAUCUGCAAACUCAAGUUUCAAUCAGAUUCAGUGGGCGCUGAAAUUUGCUUUGUUGAAUUGAGUUUUUCUUCUUUUUGAGGUUUAUAUGCUUUUAUUGAAACCAUUGGAGUUUAAGUCCCAAGCAGAAUAUCAGGAUCUCCUCUCACAUAAAGCAUCAUCACAAUAUGGACUCUCAACAGCUUUUCAGUUUCAAUGCGACUAGUGCAGGAUUACCUUACAUGCCAUCUUUUCCCACUAUUCCAUCGCUACCCAACUUGCUUGGAUCCUUCAAAGCUGACAGAGGAAACUCACCCAAUUCACCUUUUUCCACUCACUUCGAUUCUGAUGCUCUUUCUGCACUGAGUGACACCCAGGAUCCACCCUGCUCAGGAGAAUUCUUCUCUGGUCUCAGCUCCUCUUGUAACUCUUCACCGGAAACCAACCAUUACAUGCAUAGAUCAAUCUCAUCAGUGGUAAACAGUUUGCAGCUAUAUUCUGCUAGGAAUACAAGUUCUCUUCUACAGAAUACAAGUUGUAACCAGAAAAUCAGACACGCAUUGCUUGAACUUGAAACUGCUCUUAUGGCCCCUGAUGACAAUGAAGUUACUACAUCUAAUACUUCAUUUGCUGAAAGCACCAGGCCAAUGCGAUCUAUGUCCUGGAGCCAUGAACACCAGGGGUCACAAUCACAAUAUAUUCAACGUCAAGUAUCACAUGUUUCCAGCAGCACUCAGUCAAGAGAAGGUGUACAUGUAGAGAAAAGGCAGAAGUUGAUGGAGGAAGCAAAAGCAUCGCCACAAGGGUUCCCAUCAAGCAAUGAUUUGAAGCAAUUGCUGAUUGCAUGUGCCAGAGCCAUGUCUGAAAACAACAUGAGAGACUUUGAUCAACUAAUAGAAAAGGCCAGAAGUGCUGUCUCUAUCAACGGUGAGCCGAUUCAGCGGCUCGGUGCUUACAUGGUAGAAGGGCUUGUUGCAAGGAAGGAAGCAUCAGGUAACAGCAUCUACCAUGCCCUUAACUGCAGGGAGCCUGAAGGGGAAGAAUUGCUAUCUUACAUGCAAUUGCUUUUUGAAAUCUGCCCUUACUUAAAAUUUGGUUACAUGGCUGCCAAUGGAGCCAUUGCUGAAGCUUGCAGAAAUGAGGACCGCAUACACAUCAUAGACUUUCAGAUUGCUCAGGGAAGUCAAUGGAUGACUCUUCUUCAAGCUCUUGCAGCAAGACCUGGUGGGGCACCCCAUGUGAGGAUCACCGGGAUUGAUGACCCUGUUUCGAAGUACGCUCGCGGAGAUGGACUAGACAUAGUUGGUAAAAGGUUGGCAUUGAUGUCUGAGAAGUUUGGCAUACCAGUGGAGUUUCAUGGAGUACCUGUUUUUGGUCCUGAUGUGACAAGAGACAUGCUUGAUAUCAGGCCAGGGGAGGCUCUGGCUGUGAAUUUUCCCUUGCAGCUCCAUCACACUGCUGAUGAGAGCGUUGAUGUGAGUAACCCAAGGGAUGGGCUGUUGAGAUUGGUGAAGUCACUUUCUCCCAAGGUGGUGACACUGGUGGAGCAGGAAUCAAAUACAAACACAACCCCUUUCUUCAACAGGUUCAUGGAGACCUUGGAUUACUACUUGGCGAUCUUCGAGUCGAUCGAUGUCACCCUCGCGAGAAAUAGCAAGGAGAGGAUUAAUGUGGAGCAGCAUUGUCUGGCCCGGGAUGUCGUGAAUGUCAUUGCUUGCGAAGGGAAGGAAAGGGUAGAGCGGCAUGAACUGUUCGGUAAGUGGAAGUCUAGGUUAACAAUGGCUGGGUUUCGUCAAUCUCCUUUGAGUUCUUAUGUGAAUUCUGUGAUAAAAAACCUUCUGAGAUGCUAUUCAGAACACUAUACACUAAUUGAGAAAGAUGGUGCCAUGCUGUUGGGGUGGAAGAACAGAAGUUUGAUAUCAGCUUCAGCAUGGCAUUGAUAAGAACAUAGAUAGGGAAUAGUGUAGUAGUAGUAAUUGUAGAAAUAUCAUGAUGAUGGAAAACCUCAUGCUAGCUGAGCCAGUGCUAUGUCAUAUUUCAUUGUUUUAUAGGUCUAUGCUUGUUACAUUUGUCCAUAUAGAGUCUCAUGUACUAGUGGCGUAGUAUAUUAAUUCUUUUACAAAAUGUUUGGGCAUGUAAGCAUGUUCACUGUUUUGUUUUGUAGACCUUGUGUCUGAAAAUUAUGUCAAUCACAAAAUUAUGAA